GCUAUAGCACCCAUUUCUCGGGGAUUUAUCAUCAGGUCCUCUCGGUGAUGGGCUGAUGGCCAGAUCUAAGGGGCUCAGCUUUGCUUUGGUGGUGGCGCUGGUGCUGUCGCGAGCGCCGCUCCUAGUGCCGCGGGUGGCACUGAGAGCCAGCGCAGAGGCGAAGUCUGGGUCUGGACCGACGCCCGAGGCGUGGCGCGACUUCCGCGCCCAGUUGAUCGCACGCGAGGCCCAGGAGGAGGCGCAGAACCGGAGCCGCCACGUGGCGCCGCGGAACGAGGAACUGCUGCGGUCACAAAGCGAGGAGCUUUGGAAUGAGUACAUGCACGGCGCCUGGGCCCACGUGGCCCCCGUGGAGGUGGGGGGCCUGCUGUGCCGCGCCCCGCUGCCCGCGCAGCUCACGUGGCUCAUGCGCCAGGGCGCCGAGAGCUUCUGGCCCCAGCGCGUGCGGGAGGCCUUGCUGAAAGAGAUCCCCGUCAUCGAGGGUCGCAGCCGCAAGGAAAUGUUCGAGACCUGGUCCAAGAACACCAUGUUCUGCUACAAGCUCGCGGAUCGGCUGACGAUGGAAGCCUUGCAUCAGCUUGCAGAGAGGAGCCAGGAUAUCCGGUCCCUGACCAAUGCAGACAAGGAGUUGAUCCAGCUCUAUGGUGACAUGGAGAGCACCUGGCAAUCGGUGUGCCUGGUGCUGAGCGCCGUUGGGGACAUGGCCACGGAGGCCGUGACGCUGAACCGACCCUUCGCAAGGUCGCUGGACACACGUCUGGCUCGGCUUCUUCUCUUUGGGGAGUCCCAGACUGGGGCGUCAGUGAAGGAGCAGACGCUGCUGGAGCGGUCGCUGCAGGCCUUUGGCGAGGCGGCGGUGUACUUCGGAGGGCCUCAGGGGCUGAACCAACCAGGCGUGCUGGUGCACGGGUUUUCGGACAUCGAGGGCGCGGAGGAGAUCGCUCCAGGGACGCGCAUCUAUCGCGGAGGAGUGGAGGCAGCAAUCGAGGGCAUCAUUGAUGGCAGAUACGCUCCGCUGGACUUCCGGUGGUUCAUUGGCCGCCACGAGAAUCUUACGACGCAACGCGCAGCGUGGAUCCCGGUGGCCUGUGCUCGCCCAGUUGCGCUGAAACAAUGCCUCGGCCUGCCCAAACCCCUCUGGCACGAGGUCCUUGAGCUUUGUGGGGGUGAGCACGCAGAGCUCAGCAAGGUGGAGCUGCAAAAGCGCGGAGACGUGAAGGACGAUGAGCCCGAGUAGUGCUGG
Messenger RNA from Effrenium voratum, 1243 nucleotides. NCBI's taxonomy places the organism in Eukaryota, Dinophyceae, Suessiales, Symbiodiniaceae. The record is from the annotation of a GenBank genome assembly.